Pelagomonas calceolata is the source of this 2305-nucleotide messenger RNA. Lineage: Eukaryota; Pelagophyceae; Pelagomonadales; Pelagomonadaceae. The record is from the annotation of a GenBank genome assembly.
GAGUGAAAAUAGUGGUGCUCUGCCCGCAGAGCACUUGCAGAGCACACAAGCACACUACCCGCAGAGCGCGUUCAACGCCCUAGUAACGAGCGCACGCUUUGUUCGACUUGCAGGGGCAGCCCUGCGCGCAGAGACACUGUACAUACUGUCAUAGCACCCUCACUCACAGAGCGCCAGCAUCAGACGCCGCCGCGGCGUGCCAGCAAAGCACAGACGGGAGCAGCACCAUGGGCGCCGGUGGCUCCUUCGAGUACGUCGCCAAGUUCGUCGAAGAUGAUCCUGAGUUAGAAGCGGACGACCAACGCAAGCUCGCGGCGUAUGUACGCGAGCACAGAAUAACGGGCAAGCGCGCAAGGCGCCGCUUCAUGAACGACAAAUCAGCGUUAGAGGAAAUCGCCGGCCCCAAGGCGGCGAAAGUCCUGCGCAGCCGACUGCGCCAGAAGAAGGUCCGCGUCGGAAAAAAAGCAGAAGAGUUUUUUGCGAACGUAAAAGAUUUUAUAGCAGCAAAACACGAGAUCGACGCCACUGCUGAACGAGUUUUACCUAGAUCCUACAUGGACUCCUACCAGUCCUUCAAGCCUGCCGUGCUGAGGCAUGCUGAAGGUAUGUCGAUCGAUGACGUUUAUCAAUCGGCCGAGUGCACAAGAUCGGCCUUCGAGCAAGCUGCGCGCAGUGUCGUCGAAGCUGCUGAUUUAGAUCCAGAUGAAGUAGUAACACAUGACGGGGAGGAGCUGAUGCUCACGGACGACCUGCCCUUCACGAGGCUGUGUCUGGCACCACCGAAGGGGCAUGCUCGAGCAGCUGAAAAAAUCCGAGACGACUACGAGGGAGACGCGUCGCGAUUGGUGGAUGUGAAUCGGUGCUCCAUCGUCGUCGAUGAGGAGCAACAGCUUGUGGCUGUAGCUUCCAAGCUCAUGGAGAAAUGCGAGGUCGUUCGGUUGAAGAAUCGAUUUGCGGAACCGCUGUUUAACGGGUAUCGGGACGCGCUGUACUCCGUGCGCGUGUCGAGUGGCGACACGUCGCAUAUUUGUGAAUUGCAACUCCACCUGGCGGCCGUGAUCGCGCACAAAGAAAAGACGCACCACUACUACGAGUACUUCCGGAGUUAUUUUGCGGGUUCGAUGGCCGAGGUCGAUUCCCGCAUGAAGGACCUCAUGGACAUUGGCAUCAGCCACGACAAGUCGCUCGAAGGUCUAGUUAAUGACCUAGCCGCGUCGUGCACGGACGUACCUAGGCUAAAAGGCCUCGCUAGAUUUUUAGGAUAUGGCGGCAUGGACGAGUAUGAAUUAGCGGCGCGGUUGUACGACCGGUGCCUCGACGUGCACCUGACGUCACUCAACGCGGCCCGCUUAUUGUGGCGGGACAAGACGGCCUCGAUCGCGCAGAGUUUUCGAGGUAUCGACGACGCCAACGCGCUGAAGCAUGAUUCAAAGCCCGUCGAGGAGAUCUGUCGCGCGCAGCUCGAAGCGGCGGACAAUGCGCAGUGGCAUGGGUCCGAGGGCCACGAGCGGCCGCGGCCGACGUGCUGCGCGCCGGAAGUUGUGGAAGCGUGGGAGGCGCAGUGCGAGGCCUGGCGCAAGGCCGGGGCGCUGUUUCGGGAGACGCGGGAUCGAGCUUCUUCCAAGUUGGGGAACGAGCAUCCCGUGACUCUGACGGCGGCCGCGUCGCUCGCGGGCUGGAUUUUGGAGGACAAGGACGGUGAUUGGAACGAGGCUUUUGAUCUUUGUUCCGACGUGCGGCCCCGGGUGGUAAAUUUCAGGCGUCCCGCGCCCAUCAAUCUUCGCACAGGCGCUGCCCAAGCUCGCCAAGGUCCUGGGCGCCACGCACCCCGAUACGUUGGAUGCGCGAAGUCAGCUCGCGCAGAUCUGCUGGAGUGCCACUACCAAAAAGUCGCGCGAAAGGGUGGAAGCGGCGGGCUACGAAAGCAGCGCCCACGCCGCCGCGGCGUUGUUCGCGGAAAAUAUCGAGGCCUACAGGGCCAUGGGCGAGCCGGACUCUGAGCACCGCCUCAUGAACAUGACGCAGCUCGCCAGGGUGUAUAAUGAACCGGCGCUGGCGCGGUACGACGACAGUCUUGCUGUCUUGCGGGAGGCGCUCGAGCGGUACCGGCGCACGCUGGGCGAGGCGAACUCGAACACGGACGCUUGUUUGGAGCUCGUCGACCGCCACGCGGAGGGGCUGGAGCGCGUUUCCCAGGGUGACCCGUUCUAUAGUGAUGACGAGGAGGAGGUGGACGAGGAGGACGAGGACGACGAGGACGACGGGGACGAUGACGAGGAUGAUGAGUAAUGUGGAAGUAAUGUGG